Molecule: messenger RNA, 567 nt
Organism: Rotaria socialis
Lineage: Eukaryota; Metazoa; Rotifera; Eurotatoria; Philodinida; Philodinidae
Source: the annotation of a GenBank genome assembly
AUGGCUGCGCAAAACACCCCAUCGAAGGAAGUUAGAAUAUGGAUGAAUCCCCUAUAUACAUCUGUCGGGGAAAACAUGGAUUCUUUAUGCACGCCUACUGAGGAACGUGGGGAUACCUCAAACAGAUCUGCCGAAGAAGAAAAGGAUUUCUCGAGCACAUCCGCCAAAGAAGAAGAGAAUUUUCCUACGGAAACCGAUCCAUUGCUGAUUAAAUGCGCUCCAGCAUCAAAUGGUUCUGACAUGCAGAAGAAUUCUAUGAAUAUGCAGGAUAUGGAAUCAUUAACGAGUUCUAAGCCGAAAUGGCAAGUUAUAUCCGACGGAAUUCGACAUGCAGAUAUGAUAGCAGGUCAACCAUCAAAAAUUCAACUGAAUAACUAUCCAAAAACCUUGUCACAAUUAUAUGGCCGCGUGUUUAAAGUCAUCGAAAUGUUCAACAUACCUGAUAUUGACUUUCGCGCAUCACCGCCUGAUCUCAAAGAUGAGGAAAUCGAUGAUUCUGAUAGCAGCAAAAGUAAUCGUUUUUCAUCGGUACGUCGUUUUCGUCUCUUAUUUACACUCACUAAAUGA